Haliotis rufescens (red abalone) is the source of this 6356-nucleotide messenger RNA. Its product is annotated as potassium voltage-gated channel subfamily C member 3-like. The coding region runs from base 702 to 2351 and encodes 549 amino acids. Lineage: Eukaryota; Metazoa; Mollusca; Gastropoda; Lepetellida; Haliotidae. Gene Ontology annotation, molecular function: delayed rectifier potassium channel activity; protein binding. Gene Ontology annotation, biological process: protein homooligomerization; potassium ion transmembrane transport. The transcript has 3 exons. The record is from RefSeq and is a predicted model, not a curated record. Gene Ontology annotation, cellular component: voltage-gated potassium channel complex; membrane.
CCGGUGGAUGUCGACUCGGAUAUAAUUAGCCUACACAGACGUUCCUGGCCGUAAGCAUAAGUUUUUUUCUAAUCGGUCCUGUGAGGUAGUGGAUAUGGUAGUGUGAUGUGUGCUUCUGCAAGAACGGGCGGUAGUCAUGGUGACGAUUUAGUGAAACUUUCAGUGUUUUACCGGACUCUACGCUUGAUCGAGGAGCGAUGUUACACGGGAUCGUCUCAUUCCGCUCAGACGGUAGUUCCACGAUCGAAGAGUAGUGUGUUUAGAAACGGAGGGUCGGGCGGCAGGCUGCGGAGGAUUCAGCGACAAGCUGUACAAUACUGAGCAACCGACACGCGGAGUUUUGUCUUUGUCUUAUGCCACCAAGUGGACUUUGAAAACUGGGAUGAAUAUUUCAUGAGUUUGUGCUUCACAGAAUACAUGACCUGGGGUGACCCGCGAAUCCAUUGGCCGUAAUGGUGGGCUCGGUUAUGUUUUAUUAAAAGCGGCAACCACAGAGGUUGAGAGAUGUAAGACAGCGUUUCUUGUAGCCGUUGUCAAUGAAUGGAAUGUCGUUACUUGGAUGGCAUUAGCAGACGACUUUAGCAGACGCAGACGACACUACUUCAAAUUCUGUUUCGUGUCUGUGGCUCCAGAAUGACAGGAGGCUCGCACAGAUGUAGAGAGGAGAAGGAGGAGGAGGUUGAAAGCCCCUUUGGCAAAGUAUGAUAAUUACCCAUGCAACUUUAAACAUGAGUGCGUAUGUUCGAGGUAGCAAGGAUGGUCAGCGUUUCAUAGUGGACGAGGACGAUGUCGGAAACACCCCUCUUAAAGUCCGCAGACAGUCGUUGACUGAUGACGAGGAGAUUGUUCUCAACGUGGGGGGCGUGCGGCACGAAACGCACGCGUCAACCCUGCAGAACGUGCCCAACACGCGCCUGUCACGUCUGGCAGAGAACCACCUGUUGGGUGGCGGGAAGGAGGAAUAUUUCUUUGACCGACACCCAGCCGUUUUUAACUCUAUCAUCGACUUCUACAGAACAGGUGAGCUGCACGUGCCCCUGGAGGUGUGUGGAGCUGUGGUGAAGCGCGAGCUGGACUUCUGGCAGAUGAACGAACACGAGAUUAAGGCCUGCUGUUGGCGCCAUUACCGCUCCUACAUAGAGAAUCAGAGGAUACUCGACUCAUUUGACUCCUCGCUCCAGAAGGAAAACUUUAACGUCGACCUCAACGUCCUGACAGGAUGGAAGUACUGGCAGACAAAGAUCUGGCUCAUCCUAGAUCAUCCGAGGACAUCACGACUGGCCAUGAUCUACGGCAUCACAUCCUUCCUGUUCGUCGCUCUGUCUAUCGCCGGCUUUUGUCUGGAGACGUUGCCGGACUUGAGGCCGGUGACGAACGUGACGACCAAAUGUAACGGCGUUGACAGCAUAUCCAGCGUCAUCACCUCACACGAGGCUCUGAAUAUCAUCGACCUUAUCUGUACCGUCUUCUUCACACUGGAGUUGAUAUUGAGGUUUACGGUAGCCCCGAAUAAACUGAAGUUCGUACGUUCGCCAAUGAACAUAAUUGACCUACUGGCUCUGGUCCCUCUUUAUGUUCAAAUUAUUUUCGAAAGGUCGGACCAAAAAGCCUGUUACCUUAACGAAAGACUUGUGAUUGAGAUUCUGUUCAUCCUCAGGAUCAUCCGUAUGUUCCGCAUCUUCCACCUUGUGAAGCACUACCAGGCGCUGAAGGUCCUGGUGUAUGCACUCAAGGCCAGCCUCCAGGAAUUGCUGAUGCUCUUCAUCUUCCUCAUGAUCGGGAUGCUUGUGUUUGCCACCAUGAUCUACUACACGGAGAGGAAGGAUGCAACGAACCCCAGCGACACCUUCAACACAAUCCCCGUCGGCUUCUGGUGGGCCAUCAUCACCAUGACAACAGUUGGAUACGGCGAUAUUUAUCCUCGGACUCCCAUUGGAUACAUUGUGGGAACAGCCUGCUCCGUGUGUGGUGUUCUGCUCGUGGCCUUGACCUUUCCUGUCAUAUCCAAUAACUUCAGCCUGUUCUAUACUCACGUCAGGUCUCGGUCGCAGGCACCACGACGCAUAGACGCGGAAUCUAAGGAUCCCCUUACACAGAUCCCCUUUUCUCCUGUAACUGACCGGCCCCCUUCUGUAGCAUCCACUGUGGUAGAGCCGUACAUGAACGGUAACGCUAGAGACAAGGGGAGCGAUAAGACAAGUCCGAUCGUUGUCUCCAGAAUGUCCAGGAAUGGUUCCAUCAGUGACGUGAUUAUGAAGAAUAUAGAUUCCUCGUACAGCCUCCAUCAAAACGGUUCUGCGAAAACACGCUCAGACGACGGAGGGUCGUGUCAAGGGGAGACGCACGUGUGAUGCGCUGGUGUGUGAGCCGUGAUGCGCUGGUUGGAAUUCUUGUGAUGUGGAGUAGUACCGUUUCCUUAUUCCUAGUGGCAUCUCAACGUAGUGCUCAAGCCUGUAGGACCAACGCUGAGAAUUGUCCACAUUCUCACAGCAGUGUGACAACGUACUCGUUUACCUACUUACAAUUUUUCAACUUUUCUUCUGUGAUUUGUGUCUGAAUUUGAUGCUUUCUGCUGGGCGGAGGCAACAACAAGACAGCUCCUAUACAGAGCAGCGUCAGUACGGGACUUGCUAUAUUUCCGUAUCUUCCAUCGACAAUACGUCACGGGUUUACAUAAACGACGUUCCUCCAUCACCCGUGAAUAUAUACGACAGCUAUUUUUAACCAACGAAUCAGGACAUGGCUUAUUUCCAGUGAGAUGGAAACCAUCGAGGGCUGACCAAUGAGCAUCCAGAUUACAUGCACAAAAUUUCCCAUGCAACAUGCGUCUAUCUUCAGUCAGGUAAUAAAAUGAGGCGGGUAUAAUUGAAAGAAAUGAGCCCUAUUCCGUGCCCGCUCCCUGCUUUCUGCGCAUAUACCGUUGCCUGAUAUUGAAGCAAUGUUUGGAGGAGCGGUCGCAAGGCCAUGACGCAUGUUGGAUGGGCAAUAUUUCCUAUAUAAGCUGAACCCUGAUUGGCCAAGCACUCGCUUGGUUCCUUCUCGUCGAAAGGGGUGCCUUGAUUCGCUGGUUAAAAAUAGAUCUAGAGCCUGCAGCACAACGGCCUUAUGUGUUCUAUGGUGGCGGAGGAAAGCAGUGUGUACGAACCCGUGUUGACGAUGGGUUUCAUCAGGUUCCAAGAUAACUCGUUCUUACUACUUGUACCUCAGGUUAGACCAACGGGAUGCAAUAGCUACGUCCGUUAUGACAGACGCUUGUCUCCAGGGUCCUUAUACAUAAUACAGCAAUAACAACACGUAACGAACACCGAGUCAGCACCAGUUUAGCAAUAACACUAGACUUCACAUUUAGAAAUAACUGGCUAAAAGCGAAGCACCAGAGCACUAGAAAUCAUAACUCUUUAAACCAUGAGACGCCGUUUUACUCUUCAAUCUCUGUUUACAUAUCAAUAAGAUAUUUUAUGAUAUUGAUAAGGGUGCCAUUAUAACUGGGGCAAAAUGAUAUCACAUUCUUCAAAUUAUUUAUUACUAGUUAUUAAAAAUAUAAUUUGUAAUAAAGUAGAAUCGGUCAUAUCAAUAAUUGGAGUCCCUGAUGUUUAAAAAUCUACAGAUUUGCCUUGUAUCUAUUAUCAAAUUUGUCAAUUACUUGCUGAUAUUUUAAAUAGAUUGUGAUAUUACAUAAAUAUAUGUUACUGUUUUGACGAAAUGCAGAAUAAGGGUUAAACAGCGCCUCGUGGUAAAACUUCAUAAUCUAAAUAGUAUUUGGAAUGUCAAUAAUGUGCGACACGUCAGUGGUGUUUUGUCUUGAAAGUCGUUAACGUCCUUAUAGGCUGUCCGUAUGUUUUCAUUCCGACGUGAAAUAAUAUAAAGUUUCCUCAACCCAAUUUCCCCUGCCGCUGUUGAAAAUUAAUCCAUGUGAUACUCCUACCAUUGCACGGUCAGCUUCAGCUAUCUUCAGCCAUGUUUAUUAAGUAUUCGAUUCCGAAGCAAGCGUCCCGAUAUACGUCAUAAAUUAAUUUUUACCAAGUGUUUAACUUUAAAAUGUCACACAAUAAGUUACACUAUGUAGGAAAAAACCCCAGUUAUUUUUAAUUAUUAUAUUCUAUUUUAUUACGCUCACCUAUGUGAGGUUGGAGGCGGUGGGAUAGCCUGGUGGUUAAAGCGUUCGCUCGUCACGCUGAAUACCCGGGUUCGAUUCACGACAUGGGUACAAUGUGUGAAGCCCAUUUCUUGUGUCCCCGCCGUGUCAUUGCUGGGAUAUUGCUUAAAGCGGCGUAAAACCAUAUUCAUGCACUAUUUGAGGUUGGAGAUGAGAAACAUAAAAUAUAGAUGGCCUGAAAACCACGUGCCCACCUGAUGCUUGAUAGACGAAGGGAGAUAACUCUGAACUAUUAUGCUGACAUAUCCCCAUAGCCGAACACAGCUAUAAACCUGACUACUACUACUACUACUACUACUACUACUACUACUACUACUACAGUAUUACUACUACUACUACUACUACUACUACUAAGUACUACCAAUUCUACUUGAUGCCAAUUCUUUAACGAGUUUACAUAAAUAGUUUAGGUCAAGAAAAUACAUUUUAAUCAAUGCGCGUAUGCUUCUGCCGUUGACAAUGUAUUUUGAAAUAUCAACAAAGGCACAUCGAAUCAUACAUUUACUUAACAGUUUCGAUUUGUUUUAUUAAUAAUCAUACCACUGACUUAACUGAAGUGUCUGCAUUUAACAGUUACAAAAAGUAGUUUGGCUUUGACUGGCUUUGGUUUAGGUAGUGUGAUGCAUGUUUGGAAUUGAUUUUAUGUUGUUUCAAUUCAAAAGACUUGGUUAUUGUCGUCCCACUUUAAACGGCGGAAUAACAGCCUGGUUCCCCGGGUAUGCUGCGCUGGCGCUCCACCGCAGUAUACUCAGGACCCAGGCUGCACGGAUAAAAGCCCGUUCGGCCAUUUCCGUGGUCCGAGUUAUUUACAUGUUAUUUACAGCCGUAUACAUACAUCCUCGGGGGUAAAUCCACCAAAAGCGUUGGUACUUCCUAAACAUCUGUGAGAAACAUUCUUGACAACUCGUGUCAUUCCGGUUGGUAGUGUAGGUUACGGAAAGGGGCGAAUAGUGACGAACGCUGUUCGAAACUCGUAUCUGAAGCAUUUACUGUGCUAUCCUGAUUGUCUCCCUUUGUUUAAUCCUCCCUUGCCAUGGACACUAACAGCAGCUGGCGUCCUGCAUUUUGUGAUAUUAUGAACUAAUACUCGAGUAAUCAUAUUUGAAUCGCUAUCAUAAACAUAAUCAUUAUCAUAUUUGAGCCGAUAUUAAUGACAUUGUUCGCUGUGAAACUUGUCAUCACUGGUAUAUAUAAGCGCGUCUUUGUACUCCGUGCACACCGUCAGUUUAACUAUCCGUGGUUUGUAUCUCAGCGUCGUGCCUGUGGUGUUUGCAUUAAUAUUUUACCUGCUUCAAUUUAAAUCAAUGAAGUAGAUUUUUUUUCUGUUUCUCAUUACUUAGAUCGAAGUGUUUCAUCAACGAUUGCAUGAUGUCAGGCGUGUGGGGGCUGGGUGGGGUUAUGCUGACGUGUGGUUGUGGAGAUGUGACGGGUGGGGUUAUGCUGACGUGUGGUUGUGGAGAUGUGAGGGGUAGGGUUAUGUUGACGUGUGGUUGUGGAGAUUUGACGGGUAGGGUUAUGCUGACGUGUGGUUGUGGAGAUGUGACGGGUGGGGUUAUGCUGACGUGUGGUUGUGGAGAUGUGAGGGGUUGGGUUAUGCUGACGUGUGGUUGUGGAGAUGUGAGGGGUCGGGUUAUGCUGACGUGUGGUUGUGGAGAUGUGAGGGGUCGGGUUAUGCUGACGUGUGGUUGUGGAGAUGUGAGGGGUAGGGUUAUGUUGACGUGUGGUUGUGGAGAUGUGAGGGGUUGGGUUAUGCUGACGUGUGGUUGUGGAGAUGUGAGGGGUCGGGUUAUGUUGACGUGUGGUUGUGGAGAUGUGAGGGGUUGGGUUAUGCUGACGUCUGGUUGUGGAGAUGUGAGGGGCGGGGUUAUGUUGACGUGUGGUUGUGGAGAUGUGACGGGUAGGGUUAUGUUGACGUGUGGUUGUGGAGAUGUGACGGGUGGGGUUAUGCUGACGUGUGGUUGUGGAGAUUUGACGGGUGGGGUUAUGUUGACGUGUGGUUGUGUAGAUUUGACGGGUGGGGUUAUGCUGACGUGUGGUUGUGGAGAUGUGCCGGGUGGGGUUAUGUUGACGUGUGGUUGUGGAGAUGUGACGGGUGGGGUUAUGUUGACGUGUGGUUGUGGAGAUGUGAGGGGCGGGUUAUGCUGACGUGUGGUUGUGGAGAUGUGACGGGUGGGGUUGUGCUGACAUAUGGUUGUGGAGA